This is a messenger RNA of Austrofundulus limnaeus, 1059 nucleotides long. RefSeq names its product dynein axonemal assembly factor 6 (gene dnaaf6). NCBI's taxonomy places the organism in Eukaryota, Metazoa, Chordata, Actinopteri, Cyprinodontiformes, Rivulidae. The record is from RefSeq and is a predicted model, not a curated record. The transcript has 6 exons. Gene Ontology annotation, cellular component: cytoplasm. Gene Ontology annotation, molecular function: protein-folding chaperone binding; dynein intermediate chain binding. Gene Ontology annotation, biological process: axonemal dynein complex assembly; flagellated sperm motility. Bases 166 to 747 code for a protein of 193 amino acids.
GCCAGAACGCCUCCUCGUCUCCAUGGAGAGGGAAACAAACCCACAGCAGCAGUUCUGCUAACGCUAGCUAGCCGUUUGUCUUCAGGCUGUAACCUUUCAUAGACAUCUCAUUUGCACCUGCUGCAGUUUAUUUUUCAACCUCAGUGUAAUUGUGAAGUUUUCUGAAUGGAGUGUGCUGGAGGGUCAUCGGUCCUGAACCUUGAGGCUCUGUCUGAACUGUUAUCCAAACAACAGGAGGAGGAAGAGGAUGAAGACUGGAAAAGUGUCAGCGCCUGUGCACAAAUGGGUCCUGGACACAUCGGUCACCCACCCAAACAUGACGCAGAAGUGUCCAGCGCCGACUCAAAGAGGAGCAGCAAAGACAUCUGGAGUGAGGAAGAGGUGGCUGAAGGCUCCCAGUAUGAAGAUCUGACAGACCCACGACCACAGCCUGAAUAUGAAAUUAUCCUGAAGCAGAGCGUGAAACCUGAGGAUCUGUUCUUGGGUUUGAGCAGGAAGGACCCAUCGUCAAUGUGCUGCGAGGCCAUGCUGGUGAAAAUAAAGCUACCAGAGACAAAAGCAACAGAUGUCUUCUUGGAUGUAAAAGAGACGUUCCUUGACCUGCGGACGACAAAAUACAAACUGGGCCUCCAUUUGCCUCACUCCGUUCACAGUCAAGAGGGCAAGGCACGCUUCUUUAGUGAGCAGGAGGAACUGGAGGUGACGCUACCGAUGAAGAGACCCAUGGACUUUAUUAACAUGCAGUGAGAGAGAUAAAAACAAGCCGUAUGACACAAAACUGUUUAAAGUUCAUGCUUUGUCUUGCUCCAGCCCCCCUAAAAUAGGCCUAGUGACGCCACUGGUUAAAAUAAAAGUUACAUGAAGCGUUGAUAGAUCAGAAAGCAUUCCUUGCGAAUUCAUCAUGCUGCAUUUUUUGUUUUUGCUUUUCUCUGAAUUGUUUUGUAAAGAGACCCUAUAACCUAAGUUUUUGAUUAUACUGUAUCUCAUUGGAAUAUCCUGGUUUGUGCAGUGUUUUUUUUUUUCAGCCUAAAUAAAUAGAUUGUAACAAGUUGCACAUUA